Molecule: messenger RNA, 738 nt
Organism: Eimeria mitis
Lineage: Eukaryota; Apicomplexa; Conoidasida; Eucoccidiorida; Eimeriidae
Exons: 1
Coding region: 1-738 (245 amino acids)
Source: RefSeq, a predicted model, not a curated record
AUGGGGAUUUUUCCCGGGCGGGAGCUCCUUGGAGGACUCGCCCUGGUUGUCUUUAUGGACAGGCUUGUGUGUUCAGCAUCGUUAGAGAACGACGAAACGGCAGCUUUAGAGGAACUUGAAAAAACUUUGUCUCCACUUGGCUUGCGGGAAGGUCGUCCCGAUGCACAUGUAGUUGAGGAUGCUUCCUUAAGCCUGGAAGAUGCCUUGGAUGGGUGGGAGGUUUCGCCCGAGUUGCUUCAGGAACUAAUUACACCUACCGACGAGAAGGUCAAUUUGCUCAUAGAUUCAUCAAUUGUCUCGUGGAUGGACUCUGAUGCAGAAAAGAUACCGGAGGAAGUACGGAAGGAGAUGGUGAAAGACUUGGAGCGGGCUCGUGCGUUGGGCCUUCGCCAGGUUCGUCUCUUCAACUACAUGGUUGAACUCAAGGGUCUAAUAGACACAUCAGAAGGAGAAGAUGGCGUCUACCUGAGAGACCUUAUGAAAUGGUGCAAACAGAUGUUCCUCAAUGUCCACGCAGCUGAAGUAAAACUAUUCCUCAAGCAAGAGGAGGUAAGGAGGCAAUUCUUCAACCCAGGGGAGAGCAAUCCUCUCUCCUUGGACUCUCGAACCGUCUAUCUUAUCCUAAAGCAUCGUGCUGACGCGAUUGUCGGACGAUUCGAGGCCUACAUGCCCGAAUCAAAGACAGGCCCCGAAGCAGUAAAUGAGGGGAAAAGUGCAGAUGUCACGAACAAAGGGUGA